Molecule: messenger RNA, 5640 nt
Organism: Micropterus salmoides (largemouth bass)
Lineage: Eukaryota; Metazoa; Chordata; Actinopteri; Centrarchiformes; Centrarchidae
Gene: fgf6a
Product: fibroblast growth factor 6a
Exons: 3
Coding region: 494-1120 (208 amino acids)
Biological process (GO): positive regulation of gene expression; positive regulation of cell population proliferation; regulation of cell migration
Cellular component (GO): cytoplasm
Molecular function (GO): growth factor activity; fibroblast growth factor receptor binding
Source: RefSeq, a predicted model, not a curated record
AGUAGGCUAUUCCCAUCAACUCUCCACAGACUUGGUAUUUUUCCUGCUGUCACCACCCUCUCUACCCUUGUAUUGUCCCAGCGGUGGAGUCAGCAUGAUGUCAUCUAGGGAUGCGAUAGCCCUGGCAAGGUUCAAACAGGGUUUUUGGUGAGUGGUAGAGGAUCUAUGCUGAACUCUUACCGAGAGAGAGACAGAUAGGGGAAGAGCGAGAGGGAGAGAGGGAGAAAGGUAGAGUGUGUGUGUGUGUGAGAGAGAGAGAGAGGCGCGGAGGAGCUGCAAAACAUGGUAAUCACCACCAUCACCAUCACCUCCAGCUCUGCCGCGCACUCUCCCGUCUCCUCUCCUCCUCUGCACCGGGGCUUGCGUUUCAUGCCCAAAGCCCUGAUCUGCGCUCCCAAAAUAACCCUCAGCCAGCAUGCCGAAGGAAGCAAAACAAGAAGAGCGGUAUUUUUAGGGUCAUUAAUUUUGACCACGUGGCCCGAAGGUAAACCGGAUGGCCGUUGCGCAAAGGCUCCUCGUCAGUAUGUCCUGCGAGGCCGGCACGCCGCACUGGACGCUGACCGCGGUGGUUCUCCUGGGCUUUCUGCUGGGGAUCGUGUCAGCGUACCCUUUACCGAGCAGCAGGACAAAUGCAACUUUACUGGAGAAACGAUGGGAGACCCUCUUCUCCCGCUCUGUACUGGGGAUCUCAGGGGAGAAACCGGAGCUGAACUGGGAGAGUGACUAUCUGCUGGGCAUCAAAAGAGUGCGGAGGCUCUACUGCAACGUGGGCAUCGGGUUUCACCUUCAGAUCCUCCCCGACGGCGGGAUAAACGGUGCACAUAAUGAAAACCAGUACAGCCUAAUAGAGAUCUCUACGGUGGAGAGAGGAGUGGUGAGCCUAUAUGGGGUGAAGAGUGAGUUGUUUGUCGCAAUGAACAGCCGUGGAAGGUUAUACGGAACGACAGUCUUCCAUGACGAGUGCAAGUUCAAGGAGAGCUUGCUCCCAAACAACUACAACGCCUAUGAGUCUCUGGUUUACAGAGGCUCCUACAUAGCACUCAGCAAGCAUGGCCGAGUGAAGAGGGGCAACAAGGCCACCACUGCCAUGACUGUAACGCACUUCCUACCCAGAAUAUGAUGAGCAAAAACUGGCAAUAACAAACUUAUUUGCACAUGUGGAUUAUUUCCCAGGUAACAUAAAUACCAUAUACGUACGUACAAACACAAAAGACAAAAUGGACUGUAAAAGAAAGAAAUACCACUAUAUCUGAUAGUAUUUAUUCAAACUUUAUAUGUAUAUUUGGGUAGAUUACUUUGUAUUAGAAAUGAUGGAAAUGCCAUUCUUUGCUGCUUUUAUGAUUUUCAUCAUUUUUUGAUAUGAAGGGGAUGGAGAGACGUCAUUUAUCCCCUCAGUUUUUAUGGGUGCUUGCUGGAAUUGGUCUUGCACUGUCAGCGGAUGACAGUUGAUCCUCUUGGAAAUGAAAUGGAUACGUUAUUACCUCAAAGCACCAUAUCCUGAGCAGAAGAGGAAGAAGAAAAAGAGAAAUGUGUGCAUGAAAUUUGAGAAUUGAGAAGAAUGCCUGUUUACUUAAAAUGUUAGUUUUUUUCGUUGUCAUCCAUCAAGGCCUUGGACAUUUCCCAGUCUAUGUUCGAUUGUUACUGUCAGGGCAACUGGAGCACUUGCAAAUAUGACGGUGGUUUUUCUUGCUUCGUCAUGAGGUGGCGGUGUCUUGAAUUCUUACUUGCGGACCCCUUUGCCCUUGCAUGUGAGAAAUGUGGUGCUCAAGUCAGAAAUAGGAACGAAACGCAAGUCAUCACUCCCUCAGACACCACUGGGGGGCUUUAGCCCAAUUCCUCGAUGGCCAGAGGUUUCUCCACUUUAUUUUCUUUCCAUUAUUAGAUCAGUUAAGUAAUUGAGACUCUAUGCUGCACAGAACCCAGUGGAGCCUCUUGUUAUUAAUAUGGAAAGCUAGAUUUAGUCCACACCCCCCCACUAUCAUGUCCAAGGGAGCUUUGACAAUCCCAGGUUUUACUUUUACAAAUUUUGUAGCCAGAUCGUCAGGCCAGAUUGAGUGUGUACUAUAUGUGUGGGCAUGUAUUUAUUUUAUGUAUGUAUGUGGAAUUGCUUGGUUUGAGAGCAGCUUAAUUGGAAACGUUUUUUUUUCUCAUUGUGGGAGGUGGGGGGUGGAUAGACCUGACACUAUGAAGCAAAAUGUCCUCCAUUUCUGUCUGUUGAAUGUUAUAUUUCCCUCCAGUUCAUACUGAGUUGGUGCAAACUGUUGCAUCUGGUCUGUAGCUUUGAUAUUUUGUUGCUGAUUUUCGUUUUGAGUUUAUAGCAAAAAUGACGAUGGGAGCUGUUUGACUUUCACACUGGUUUGAUGAUAUUUGGCACUUAAAGUAACGUGUUUAUGCAGAAAGGAGUGCAGUUCCAGUGGAUGGCACUCAGUUGUCGAUUCACUGUAAACAUGAUGGUCUGCUGCAUUCAUUUGAAAUAGUGUAAAUAUUCCAGUUUGGUUUAGAGAGAACUGGAACUGCUUUAGAGUUCACGAUCCUGGGAUUUAUGAACACUGCUUAAGAUAACCCAGUCUGACAUUUAGAUGAUGUGGAUAGGGCUCAUGGAUCCCAGAUUUUUAAGCUAUUUAUGCAUUUAGAUUGGUCACUGAGUUACAGUACGGCUAUGAGCAAUGUUGCAAAAAGAAAUUAACCAAAUGGUUACAUCAGCAAUGUUCAUUCAGGCUUUGUGUAUGCAGCAUACCAUACUUGAAUUCAACAACUGCUUGCGCUCCUCUUUCAAAUACUGUAGUUUUCCAUUGUGUAGACGAGGGGGAGGAGGACAAAGAGCAAGCGGAGUUGAAGAUAGCAAUGAUGUACAGAGGACUUAAAUGGGACUCUGCAUGUGGCACUGGUUGUUUGUUUAACUUGGCGAGGAUGUGGAUAAUGUGGGGUAAAAUACCUGAGCAUCAGACUGGUGGGGCCCCUCGUCAGUUGAUGUCAGGCUGGACAGUCGGUGCAGGGCCCUUGGAUUCCUGUCCCAUUCAUCUGAGCCAUUUUUGUACCAAGGUCGAAGAUGUGGGCUCUGUGUCCUGUUAUUGAUGUAGGCGUGUUUUCUGGUCCCUCUCAACGACUUUUACCUUGUUUUUUUUUUACGGAGCUCUGCACCUGUUUCUUGAUCAAGACAAAAAUGUCUUGUAACGGGCAAUGAAGAUAUUAAUGAUUCUGCACCUUUCUUGUACUUCUGAGCGGAGUCUAUUUAACGUUGAAAUGAGGUGCGAUUGAGCUCAAUUUUGAAUGACUUUGAAUUAAAAUAUUAUAUUUUGGUACUUGAUGGUAUUUUGGUACCACCUGUCAGGCCAAUUUGGUUGAAACAUGAUUAAAAGAAAGUAGCAAGGUCUCAUUUAUAUGUUAUCGUAUUUUACCUCAUGCUCUUUCUAAAAUUUCUGUAAUGCACUGACAAAAUAUUGAUGAGCAAUGGUUUACAUGCCCUUUAAGCUCCAGCUUGUGUCUAGUAGCAGAGAGGAAUGUGCAGUAUCUGGUCAGAAUGAGUGUGUAUGUAAGCAUGUGUGCGUGUGCGUGUGUCCAGCUGAGCACGCUCCUGUCAUGUUCUGUUUCUGCCAAAGCGACAGUGGAGAUGGUAUCAGAUCAAUUUACCUUGAGUCAGGAAUAACAGGGCAUUGUCUGACUGUGCAAGCUGAUGUACUGUACUCUCCUCACAGGGGAGGAUAGAGACGAGAGGGAUGGAGAAAGGCAACACAGAGGCCACUGAGGGAUGUCUGUCAAAAGAAAGCACUGACUGUGGUUUGAGCUGGUGGUUUUGUAGCAAACGGCCACUAAAUAAAAUAAAUAAUCGAAUGCUUCCAGGAACGGGAGACCUGAGUUAAACAGGUUGUCUGGCAGACUGAAUACUGUGAUCCAAGAGAGCGACUCGACACUUCCAGGAUGUCAUGUUUAAUAUUUUUUGAAUACUGACACCUUGAGUGUCUUAUUACUCAUUUUGACUGAUCAGCCGUUAUCACAUCACUAUAAUCAGAAAAUGAUCACUUGUAACUUUUUCUGGACAGGUUUUGUGGCAGUGAGGAGUUGCUUGGAAAAGGUAUUUCGGCUAAUUUGUCAAAAUCUACAAAAUCUUCAUGGAGUGCAAUUUACUUGUGCAGGGAUAUAUGCCCCCCCCCCCCCCCCUUGCUAUGUUUUCAUCAAAACAAGCUGACAUGCAAGAUCAAAAGUACUUGUAUUUGAUGGCAACAUUGUGUUUAUUACUGUAUGUGAUUUCUGAUUUAAUAUAUGUUUCAGAGGUCGCUGUCAGCACAACAAGUGAUGAGCUGUAUGGCUGAAUGGGAAUUGUAAAGUUACAAUGGCUCCUCAAGUGGUAGGGCACACCUGAGAAGUUGUUAUUGUUUACAACAGAAACAACUUCACUUGGUGUCAGCUUUAUCAACGCUGGACAAUUGAAAGUUAAAAGGAAAGAUUACUCUAUUAGAAGCUCUACAACUUUUGCAUGCUGUUGUUUCAAAGCAGAAAAGGUUGUACGAUUUAACAGUGACUGGGAGAAGGUAGUUAAUGGUAAGAAAAAUAGCAUCUUUCAACAUUAACCCUCACGUCCUUAAUUCCUCAUUAUGCAUAUAGAGUUACGAACAGACUCGGUAUGUGUUAGCCCCUUUUAUUAAGGAUCCAGUGUCUGGAUUUUGCCAUUGUAAUUAUCAUACCUGUUCUGCUGGUUUUAAAAUGUGUUGGUUCACAGGGAACUGGAGGUCUGUGGGAGGAUCUGGGAUCAGACGUGUGUGUGUGUGUGUGUGUGUGUGUGUGUGUGUGUGUGUGUGUGUGUCCCUGUGUGCCAGCAGCCUUUGUGUUUCUCUCUCAGUUUUCUAUUCCUGCACUGAGGGGAGAGUGCUUCCUCUGAGUCCCCCUCCUCUUUUUUAACAUAUACCUCACCUUCUGCCUUAGUUCCGAUUAUUGAAAUGAUUGUAAAUUAGUUUGAAACAACAGACUUCUCCAAUCAUUUGUUUCUGAAAAAUAUGAUGACGAGUAAGUAAAAUACUAUAUGACAAAUGGUUUUCCUUUUAUUUUUGUACGUAUGUGCUGUGCACAGCAGUCAACUGUAUUCCUGAGAUGAUAAUAAAAGACGUUUUGUAAAAGCUGUUGUGACUGAAUGCUUUAAAGCUACAUGUUUACAUCGUCAUGCUUCUUGACCCUGAAUGACAGAUUAUUGCAGGCACUGAAAUUUGUUAAACCUAGAGACAAAAUCAUGAAUUACCAUGAGUCAGUAUGUGACGCCCUCUUCUGGUGAAGCUUGACAACAGGUAGAAGGGCAACAUUUUAACUGAUGUGUAAGUAAAUGCAGAUAUAAAUUAACCAAACUGAAACAGGAAAUAGUACAAAUUCAGUCACACUUUAUGGAUUCUUUUCUUAAUCGUUGAGUUUAGUUUAAGCCUAGUACAUUUCUGAACAUAGCUGUAAUUUAAAAUAGACAGAGUUUUAGUCAGUACACAGCAGGUCAGCUGAAUGUACAAAAAUGUCACAAGCAAACAUACAAGUCAAUAUAUUUUAAGUAUUUAAUAAUAAAUUAAUAUUUGUUUGGGCUUAAAUGGAGCAGGUCUUUCAAAGAAAUUCAUGUGAAAAUAAACAAAUGCUUCUCCAGCUCAACACAGCAAACUACAAUAACAG